AUGUCCCUGUUGAACUUCUGGGACACCCAGCGCCCCGCGAAACGACGCCGAAUCUCGGAGGAGAGCACGGAGACCAAACCGCCUAGCCCGAGCCCUGAGCCCAAAGAGGUUUUCAAAACGGAGAAUGCAGAAGAUGCAGAAGCAGACCAUCUCCCGAUGAGCCAGACGGACCUGGAAACCUCCCUCCCCACAAUCAAGACGGAGGACGCAAUCGAGGAGUAUGAGGCCUUGAAAGACGUCGACACGGGACUGCACAUGAGACUGCGAGAUGGAGUUUGGCAGAAAGGCAAAAGCUCCAUCUACGUCGAUGCCUUCAACCUAGCACUGGAAACUGUGCUGGUUGAAGAAUCGCAUCUGUUUAGCCCGGCGGAGAUGGAGAUCUUCACGCAGUGGCGAAAGCUGUCCUACGAGUCUCAAUAUCUCUAUGUCCGUCUAUUCCUUCGCAAAACCUCUGCCUGGCAUCGUGUCAACAAGUUGAAUUAUUACUCCGAUAUAUCGGAUUUGACCUCAGUGGCUGAGGAUCUGCAGCAAGAUCGCAGCCUACCGGAUUCUGAACUCGGGUCUACGUUCAGAUUCGCAGAGGGAAUCGAAGAGAUUACCACAUUGGAAGAGGCAUCGUCUUUGCUUCUAUUGGAGGAGCUGAAGAUCUUUGCCAAAGAAGCCAAAGUACAGGGCAAAAGCAAAAAAGAGCUGUUGGCAGCGCUUUGUGAGACAAGCCAGAACCAAACAGGUCUUCGAGACACGGGCAACAGAGACAAUCAUUUCACCCAGAAGAUAUUAGACUACACAGGCGGGUGCAUCAGACUCGUUUCGCUGCCCCGCGCUCUGUUUGAGCGAGUACACUUGGUCUUCUACCGCUCGACGGAAUGGACUGAAAAGUCCCUCACAACCAUCAUUUUGGCGAAGAUGUCCAAAAGAGCAUUCCCUGAAUAUAUCGUUUGUCGCUCAAAUUCGAUAUUCGCAUCUAGAGACGCCCUUCUAGAAUUUGAAUCAGCCAUUCAAACACAAUUCGCCGUUGAUAACAUUCUCGAAUUCAACGGCCCACCCACCACUGAACUACUACAACACAUCAUUGAUCUAGCGAACAAGUUCUAUCCUCGAUGGAAAGAACUCGUCGAGCAAGAGCAACAAAAAGAAGACAGUAUAUACGAAAGCGGCGAAGGCGCUUACCUACGUCGAUUCUCGCCAGCCUGGGUCCUAACCCGAAUCAUCCACAAAAGCCUCCACCCACUAGGUCGGUUCAAGGAGCAUAAACGCGAGCACGAAGUACUGGGAGAGCUUCUCUCCCAGCGUCUCUUUCACGCCGCACGUCGCGGAGCAUGGUACCAGCGCAAAGCAUUGCUGGAAGAGCAUUAUAUGUGGGCUCUGACAUCAACUGAUGGGCGCAGCGAGGAAGCCCAGCGCAAACACUGGAAGAGGAUUGCGCUGCGGACCUGUGAAACCGGGUUGGAAGACCCGCUCUGUCACUUGAUUUUCCAUUAUGAUCUGCAGAAGCGAAUCACCAAGCUGGAAAAGGCUCUGCGGGUGGUCAAGCGCGAGCAGCAUGAUUUCGGACAUGUAAUUCUAGGCAAGCCGGCUGAGCGGACGAUCGAGGGUAUCCGUGUAGAUACGGAUGAAGUUCUGAAAGCAGGAUCCCGGAAAGGGAAACCGACUAUUUGGAUUGAUCCUAGGGAAGGGGGUGAGUGUCGAGUGGAAAGUAUGUGUUUGAGCUGGUAUCGCGAUCACGGCUGGAAGGGAUAUCACUGUGAGGGAGGCAUAGUUCGAACACUGUUCGGCUACCUCUUCUACGAUAUCCUCUUCACGUAUGUGCCCAACGUGUUUCAGACUGCUUUCCAAACAUGUCCGCUCGAUCUCCACACGGAUGUGUUCUAUCCAUCCCGGGCAUCAGAGAUCAACCAUCGCUUAGUCGAGAUCACGAACGGGGGUGCUGAGCGCAUCGUCCGCGGUAUCCAUGAUCUCCACUCGGAAACUCAGCCCUGCGUUGUCGGGCUUGACUGGUCAUUUGAUCUGGAUGACUUGGUUGAGAUCGUGCAGUGUUUCCGCGGUGAAGCUCUUGCUACUAUUUGCAAGGUCAUGGCGCAGGAAUACCAGCAGCGUGGGGGAGGCAUCCCCGACUUGUUUCUCUGGAACUAUGAGACCAAGACGGUGAUGUUUGCCGAGGUCAAGUCGGAGAAUGAUCGUUUAAGUGAUACCCAGCGUCUUUGGAUCCAUAUCUUGUUGGCAGCUGGCGUGAAGGUGGAGCUCUGUAAUGCUGUUUCAUCGAAGCAAUCAAAAGAGUAA
Penicillium olsonii is the source of this 2280-nucleotide messenger RNA. The record is from the annotation of a GenBank genome assembly. NCBI's taxonomy places the organism in Eukaryota, Fungi, Ascomycota, Eurotiomycetes, Eurotiales, Aspergillaceae.